This is a messenger RNA of Alligator sinensis (Chinese alligator), 1382 nucleotides long. It is a transcript of the gene QRFPR, whose product is annotated as pyroglutamylated RFamide peptide receptor. Gene Ontology annotation, biological process: G protein-coupled receptor signaling pathway. Lineage: Eukaryota; Metazoa; Chordata; Crocodylia; Alligatoridae. Bases 1 to 1296 code for a protein of 431 amino acids. Gene Ontology annotation, cellular component: membrane. The transcript has 6 exons. The record is from RefSeq and is a predicted model, not a curated record. Gene Ontology annotation, molecular function: neuropeptide Y receptor activity; peptide binding.
AUGUACACACCGGUCCUCACCCCGGAGCGCUUGCGGCGGCUGCUGCGGGCCCACAAUGUGACGCGGGAGCAGUUCAUCGCCCUGUACGGGCUGCGACCGCUGGUGUCCGCCCCCGAGCUGCCCGGCCGCGCCAAGCUGGCCGUGGGGCUCCUGUGCGGCCUCAUCUGUACCCUGGCGCUGGCGAGCAACGGGCUGGUGCUCUACGUGCUGAGCCGCCGCCGCGCCCUGCGCAGCGCCACCAACAUCUUCCUGGGCUCCCUGGCGCUCAGCGACCUGCUCAUCGCCCUCUUCUGCGUACCCGGCACCCUGCUGCAGAGCCUCGCCUCCAGCUGGCCCGGCGGUGCCUUUGCUUGCAAGAUGGUGCCAUUUGUUCAAUCCACCGCAAUCGUUACUGAGAUUCUUACAAUGACCUGCAUUGCUGUGGAAAGGCAUCAGGGAAUUGUGCAUCCUUUAAAAAUGAAAUGGCAGUACACAAAUAGAAGAGCUUUCACAAUGCUUGGCAUAGUCUGGUUGUUGGCAGCUAUUGUUGGGUCACCUAUGUGGCAUGUGCAGCAACUCGAGGUUAAAUAUGAUUUCCUAUAUGAAAAAGAGUAUGUUUGCUGCUUAGAAGAGUGGACCAGCCCUGUUCAUCAGAAGAUAUAUACCACCUUCAUUCUUGUUAUACUGUUUCUCCUUCCACUGAUGCUGAUGCUCCUCUUGUACAGUAAGAUUGGUUAUGAACUCUGGAUCAAGAAACGAGUGGGAGAUGCUUCAGUUCUUCAAACCAUUCAUGGAAACGAAAUGUCUAAAAUAUCAAGGAAAAAGAAGAGAGCAGUUGUUAUGAUGGUGGUGGUGGUGGUUUUGUUUGCUGUCUGCUGGGCUCCUUUCCAUGUAAUUCACAUGAUGAUGGAAUACAGUAACUUUGAAAAUGAAUAUGAUGAUGUCACAAUCAAGAUGAUCUUUGCUAUUGUUCAGAUCAUUGGAUUUUUCAAUUCUAUUUGUAACCCUAUUGUAUAUGCUUUUAUGAAUGAGAACUUCAAAAAAAAUUUCCUCUCUGCAAUCUGCUUUUGUAAUGUCAAAGACAACCCAUCUUCUUCUAAGCGGCAUAGAAACUCAAGAAUGACUGUGAUGCAGCAAAAAGCAAGUUGUUUUCACAGAGAGCCUACUUCAGAGGAGCCUAAGAGGGAAGCUUUCAGUGAUGGCAACAUUGAAGUCAAAUUCUGUGAUCAGCCAGUUGCAAAAAGGAGUAUGAAAAGGCACCUUGCUUUGUUUUCCUCUGAAUUUGCUGUGCACUCUGCAUUAGGAAAUGGCCACUAAGAUCAUGAACAGUGGGUUUUUAUUAUACAAGAAUCGCUUCUAAUAUUUGAUAUAUUUGAAUGAGCCAUUUGUUUUUCUACCUUGCA